Molecule: messenger RNA, 1717 nt
Organism: Populus euphratica (Euphrates poplar)
Lineage: Eukaryota; Viridiplantae; Streptophyta; Magnoliopsida; Malpighiales; Salicaceae
Product: isoflavone 2'-hydroxylase-like
Exons: 2
Coding region: 100-1596 (498 amino acids)
Molecular function (GO): iron ion binding; oxidoreductase activity, acting on paired donors, with incorporation or reduction of molecular oxygen; heme binding
Source: RefSeq, a predicted model, not a curated record
CAUUCUAUAUAAAUAGAAGAGGGAUUAGAUCUUCUGAUUCACAUCCCAAAACAUUAGAACUGGUUAAUUAGACAAGAGUACUAUCAAUCAGUUAAAAAAAUGGAAGACAUCCUGCAGUACUCUCUUCUGGGUGGUUUCUUUCUUCUUCUUGUUGUCACCCUCUUGCAAAAUGCAAGAAAGUACCGCAUGAAGCUCCCACCAAGCCCACCAGGUCGACUAAUUUUAGGCCAUCUUCCUCUCCUCAAACAACCCAGGGCCAUCCACCGAACUCUACACGACAUCGCACAAAAAAAUGGUCCAAUCGUGACUCUUAAAUUUGGGUUCCGAACUGUGAUCAUCGUAUCAUCACCAUCAGCCGUCGAAGAAUGUUUCACCAAGAAUGACAUUAUCUUGGCCAACCGUCCUCCUUUUCUAAAUGGCAAGGUAUUGAACUACAACUUCACCACCCUUGCUGCAGCACCAUAUGGUGAUCAUUGGCGUAAUCUCCGUCGCCUUACUGCCAUCGAAGUCUUCUCAUCAAGUCGCCUCAACACAUUUUCGAGCGUCCGAAGAGAAGAAGUAAAGAAUUUACUCCGUAAAAUUCAUAAAACGUGUGGGGAUGGUUCCGCCGUGAUAGAAUUAAGGACAAUGUUGUUGGAUCUUAACUUUAAUAUAAUGAUGAGAAUGGUUGCAGGGAAGAAGUAUUAUGGUGAAGAUGUUGACGGGCUUGAAGAGUCAAGGAGAUUUAAGGACAUGAUGCAGGAGUUUUCUGAGUGUACUAGGGUGACAAAUCUUGGGGAUUUAUUUCCCAUUUUGCAGUGCGUUGAUUAUGAUGGAUUUAAGAACAGGAUGACUCAGCUAGGUAAAAGGAUGGACGCUUUCUGGCAAGGACUCAUUGAUGAACAUAGAGUUGAUAAGGAUAGAAACACCAUGGUUAGCCAUUUGCUCGCUUUGCAAGAAUCGGAACCAGAAUACUAUACCGACGAAAUCAUCAAAGGCAUUAUUCUGAUGAUGUUGGUUGCCGGGACAAAGACCUCUGCUAUGUCUUUAGAAUGGGCAUUUUCCAACCUGCUUAAUAAUCCACGCGUAUUAAAGAAAGCGAUAGACGAAGUGGACACCCAAGUUGGUCAAGACCGCUUGGUGGAUGAACCAGAUUUCUCUAAUCUACAUUAUAUUCAGUGUAUCAUCUAUGAAAACCUGAGAUUAUGUCCACCAGCUCCGCUCCUGGUACCACAUGUGGCAUCCGAGCGCUGCUCCCUUGGAGGCUAUGAUAUUCCAUCAGGUGCAAUGGUACUUGUAAAUGCAUGGUCCAUUCAUAGAAAUCCCGACGUGUGGGAGGAUCCAUUAAGUUUCAUGCCUGAAAGAUUUGAAAAUGGGAAAGGGGAACCAUACAGGCUAAUGCCAUUUGGGUUAGGACGGAGAGGUUGUCCCGGAGAAGGCAUGGCACUUAGAGUGAUAAACAUGGUUAUGAGCCAAUUGCUUCAAUGUUUUGAGUUCUCAACUAUUGAUGGAAAGGACGUCGAUAUGACUGAAACGGCAGCAACACUCAUGCUGAAAAUUACCCCACUGCAACUCAUCUGCAAAGCUCGCCCGAACACUCGCAGCCUGCUCGCUUAAGCUGCAUUCAACCCUUUUUCAUCUGAAUUUAGUGAUAUCGGUUAGGAAAUAAAUACAGGUAUGAGGGCAAUAAAUGUAAUGUGAGUUCAUAUUCUAUGCAGAGCAUUAUUACUUUUCCGUA